Messenger RNA from Linepithema humile (Argentine ant), 1888 nucleotides. RefSeq names its product dipeptidase 1. Gene Ontology annotation, molecular function: metallodipeptidase activity. Lineage: Eukaryota; Metazoa; Arthropoda; Insecta; Hymenoptera; Formicidae. The record is from RefSeq and is a predicted model, not a curated record. Gene Ontology annotation, biological process: proteolysis.
UGAAAAUCGUAACAGUAUGUGUUAGUUAACGUUUCGCGGCGAUUGCUUAUCACUGAAUUGAACACUUGUUUGUUUCAACGAAGUCUACUUUAAUCCAAUUCUCGUUCGAAACCAUCCUUCGGAGCUGCAGCACACGGAAAGCUGACAUCACAUUGACAACGAAUAACGAAGCAUCAUAUUACAUCCUGACAUCGUUUUCACCAUUCUUCAUCGUCUAUGUCAGAAGCGUGGCCCUUUCUUAAACGGCAAAGACAUCACUGCUACAACGUGUCGAGAGCUUUGUGUAUUCUACAACAGUAUUCUACUACAUUCUACUACAAUUCGUCGACUUGUUUUGAGAAUGGCUUAAUUUUCUACACGUUGCUGGCUGUUUAGCCAGUUCUCGGCGUAGCUAGUUGCACGAGUCUCGGGGAAAAAGGUGACGCAGAAUGAUGUGCGUGAGAAAGAUUCGCCGCGGGGCAUGAAGGAUGCAGACAUUUCUAAAUGUUGUACGGGAAAAAUGGUGUACAUUAACAUCGCCGUCUGCUUAUCAGUUCUUCUGCUCGUAAUCGGAUUAUCCGUUGGGCUCAACGUGAACACCUUUAAAGGACGAGAUGCCCUUGACUCGGCUCCCCUUAUCGAUGGACACAACGAUCUACCGUAUAAUCUCUAUGAAAAAUUGAACAACAACUUAUCGGCUUUUCGCUUCGAAGACAAUUUAACUUACGAUAGUAUCUGGGGAAAAAGCGCUUGUGCAUCAUGCUUCACCGACCUGCCCCGGCUGGCUGCGGGAAAAGUGGGUGGACAAUUCUGGGUGGCGUACACAUCGUGCGAGUCACAAUACAAAGAUUCCGUGCAGCUUACUUUACGUCAGAUCGACGUAAUUAGGCGAUUAAUUAAGCGAUAUCCAAACAAUCUGCAAUUAGUCACCGCCGCGACGGAUAUCGAGACCUCGUGGAGAAGCGGAAAAAUAGCGUCCAUGAUAGCCGUCGAGGGCGGCCACUCCGUAGACUCAAGUCUGGCGGUUUUGAGGCUGUACUAUAAUCUCGGGGUUCGUUAUCUCACUCUGACGCACACCUGCAACACGCCGUGGGCUGAUGCAUCGACUGUGGACGACGGAUCUGUGUACAAUCUGACAGAUUUCGGCAGAGCGGUUGUUUACGAGAUGAAUCGAAUUGGAAUGCUAGUAGAUUUAUCUCACGUUUCGCAUAAUGUCAUGAGAGAAGUGCUCGCUAUAGCAAAAGCACCCGUGAUAUUCUCGCAUUCAUCCGCUUUCAGCGUCUGCAGGCAUUAUAGGAAUGUUCCUGAUGACGUUCUGCAUCUAGUAAAAAAGAAUAACGGAAUCGUUAUGGUGAACUUCUAUAGCGGAUUCGUGAAUUGCAAUUCUUCGAGAAACGCGACGAUGCAGGAUGUCGUAGAUCAUAUAAAUCACAUUCGAAACGUUAUUGGAGUGGAUCAUGUUGGUAUUGGUGGAGAUUAUGACGGCGUAAGCUCAAUGCCGGAAGGAUUAGAAGAUGUUUCGAAAUAUCCCGAUCUAUUUGAUCGUUUAUAUGAAAACAAAGAAGGCGAACCAACGUGGACCAAAGAGGAUUUGGAAAAAUUAGCUGGAAGGAACUUUAUUCGGGUUUUCCAGGCUACAGAAGCGGUACGGGACUCUUUAUCGUCCGAAUCGCCUAAAGAAAAUGUUAUAACAGGAAAGGAAUUACGUAUUGCACAACAAAGGGAAGGUCUUACUCCGGGCUCAUGUCAAACCGCAAAGGAAUGGCAGAAUGUACAAGAAAAGAAGAAACGGAAAGUGGGAAAACUUCUUCCAUGGUUCAGAUUAGAUAUAACGGAACCGAUGUGAAAACAUAAAACAAUAUGUGAUAUUUUUCGUUAAAACUGAUAUUAAACAGCAAAGUAUGAAAAA